AUGGCUGCUAGCCUGAGGAGGCCCUCUUUCACCACCUGUUCUUCCCCUACCGACACGGACGACGAGGGCGUGCGCGGCACUUGCGAAGAUGCUUCUAUAUGCAAGAGGUUUGCAGUGAGCAUUGGCUACUGGCAGGACCCUUACAUCCAGCAUUUGGUGAGACUUUCUAAAGAGAGGAAGGCGCCUGAAAUUAACAGAGGAUACUUUGCUCGAGUCCAUGGCGUCAGUCAGCUUACAAAGGCAUUUCUACGGAAGACGGAAUGUAAUUGUCAAAUUCUAAAUCUUGGGGCCGGGAUGGAUACCACCUUCUGGAUGUUAAAGGAUGAAGAUCUUCUACCAAGGAAAUAUUUUGAAGUUGACUUUCCGAUGAUAGUCACGAGGAAGCUGCAUAGCAUCAAACUGAAACCUCUCCUAUCAAAACCCAUUUUAGACUUGCAUUCAGAGGACACACUUCAAAUGGAUGGGCACAUGUUGGAUUCAACAAGAUAUGCCAUCAUUGGAGCAGAUCUCCGAGAUAUACCUGACCUGGAAGAGAAGCUAAAGAAAUGUAACAUGAGUACACAAUUGCCGACCCUCCUGAUAGCCGAAUGUGUGCUGGUGUACAUGACUCCGGAGCAGUCUGCAAACCUCCUCAAGUGGGCCGCCAACAGUUUUGAGACUGCCAUGUUCAUAAACUACGAACAGGUGAACAUGGAUGACCGGUUUGGGCAGAUCAUGAUCGAGAACCUGCGUAGACGACAGUGUGACCUGGCUGGAGUGGAGACUUGCAAGUCAUUGGAGUCGCAGAGAGAACGGCUCCUGACCAGCGGGUGGGAGUCCGUGUCAGCCAUUGACAUGAUGGAAUUGUACAGCAAGCUGCCUCGUGCCGAAGUGAUCAGAAUAGAGUCCCUUGAAUUCCUGGAUGAAAUGGAGCUUCUUGAACAGCUCAUGCAGCAUUACUGCCUUUGCUGGGCCACCAAAGGAGGAAGCGAGCUAGGUUUGAAGGAAAUAACUUAUUGA
Molecule: messenger RNA, 999 nt
Organism: Rangifer tarandus platyrhynchus (Svalbard reindeer)
Lineage: Eukaryota; Metazoa; Chordata; Mammalia; Artiodactyla; Cervidae
Source: the annotation of a GenBank genome assembly